CACACAUAACAGUCAAAAAAGAACCAAACGGGGGCACACUAAUCGCAGUAAUUACAGAGAUUUGAGUUGUAUUUAUUUAAGCAGAGGGAGGGAGGAAGCCAAUAUGAAGAGUUCAAGAAAUUUUGUGGCUGCAGACCUGUAAGAAACCCACAGUGUCCUUCACUAGAAUCCACUACUGAUUUUCUCUUUCAAAACCCAUUUUUGAUUUUUUAAUCUCUCUUUCUCUCUCUUAUUUAUUUCCUCUGUGUUCAGUUUCGUCACAGAGAGAUCCAGUGAGUGAGUGAGAGAGAGAUCUGUUUGUGGAGAAAAUGAAGAGAAUGGAAACUAACUCAGUUUCCAAGUCUUUGUUUUUAGUAUCACUAGUGUUGUUACUACAGUGUUUUCAGUUGAUUCAAUGUUCGGUUUCUUAUGAUAAGAAAGCUCUUGUUAUUGAUGGAAAAAGAAGGUUUUUGUUUUCUGGAUCCAUACAUUAUCCAAGAAGCACUCCUGAAAUGUGGGAAGAUCUAAUACAGAAAUCCAAAGCUGGAGGAAUUGAUGUUAUUGAGACCUAUGUUUUCUGGAAUGGCCAUGAACCUUCUCCUGGCAAUUAUUAUUUUCAAGGGAGAUACGAUCUGGUUAGAUUCAUUAAGACAAUACAGAAUGCUGGGCUCUAUGCUGUUCUUCGGAUUGGACCUUAUGUUUGUGCUGAAUGGAAUUUUGGAGGGUUUCCAGUUUGGUUGAAGUAUGUACCAGGCAUCAGUUUCAGGACUGAUAAUGAGCCUUUCAAGAAUGCAAUGCAAGGGUUUACUGAGAAGAUUGUGCAGAUGAUGAAGGCUGAAAAGCUGUUUGAAUCUCAGGGUGGUCCAAUUAUACUCUCCCAGAUCGAAAACGAGUAUGGACCAACUGGUAUGGCACUUGGAGCUGCUGGACAUUCAUACAUGACAUGGGCUGCAAAAAUGGCUGUUGAUUUAGAUACUGGUGUCCCUUGGGUGAUGUGCAAGGAACAGGAUGCCCCAGAUCCAGUGAUAAGCACAUGCAAUGGAUUUUACUGCGACGCUUUCACAGCCAACGGAAACAAACCAAAAAUAUGGACUGAGGCUUGGAGUGGCUGGUUCUCGGAGUUUGGGGGUUCAAUCAAACAACGUCCGGUUCAAGAUUUGGCAUUUGCAGUUGCACGAUUUGUACAAAAGGGUGGUACUUUUGUUAAUUACUACAUGUAUCAUGGAGGAACCAAUUUCGGUCGAACUGCAGGGGGACCUUUCAUUACCACCAGCUACGACUAUGAUGCCCCACUUGAUGAAUAUGGUUUGAUCAGGGAACCUAAAUAUGGACAUCUGAAAGAGCUCCAUAAAGCUAUUAAGCUGUGUGAGCCUGCUAUAGUUUCUUCAGAUCCAGCUAUAACCUUUUUGGGAGAGAACCAACAGGCUAGUGUCUUUUCCUCGGAUGGAAAGUGUGCAGCUUUCCUCUCUAACUUCAAUUCAAGGUCUGCCGUCAGGGUUAUGUUUAAUAACAGGCAUUACACGCUCCCACCUUGGUCAAGUAGCAUCCUUCCCGAUUGUGAAAAUGUGGUCUUCAAUACAGCCAAAGUUGGUGUCCAAACAUCGAAAAUGCAAAUGUUGCCUGCUUACAAUAAACUGGUUUCUUGGGAGGCGUACAAUGAAGAAAUUUCUUCGCUGGGUGACGAUAAUAAGAUGAUCACAGCUGUGGGUCUCUUAGAGCAAAUUAAUGUUACAAGGGAUGCAAGUGACUAUCUGUGGUACAUGACUAGUGUUGAAGUCAACCCAUCUGAGUCAUUUCUAAAUGGAGGAGAAUGGCCCACUCUCAUUGUGCAAACAUCAGGCCAUGCUCUUCACGUGUAUAUCAAUGGACAACUGUCGGGGUCAGCAUACGGGACAAGGUCGAAUAGGAAAUUCGCAUUUACCGGAAAAGUCAACCUGCGGGCUGGAACAAAUAGAAUUGCACUGCUCAGCAUAGCAGUAGGACUACCGAACAUCGGAACCCACUUUGAGAAUUGGAAUACUGGGGUCCUUGGUCCUGUUGCGCUCCAUGGUUUUAAAAAUGGUAAAAUAGACUUGACCUGGGCAAAAUGGUUUUACCAGGUUGGUUUGAAAGGAGAAACUAUGAAUCUUAGAUCUGUGCAUGGAGUUUCAUCUGUGGAUUGGAUACGAGGUUCUUUGGUUGCAGAAAGACAGCAGCCACUAACAUGGUAUAAGGCUACUUUCGAUGCGCCUGGAGGAGAUGAGCCAUUAGCUUUGGACAUGAGUACUAUGGGGAAAGGUCAAGUUUGGAUUAAUGGAGAAAGCAUUGGAAGAUAUUGGAGUACUCCUGCAAUUGGUAAUUGCGGCCACUGCAGCUACGCUGGUACAUUCCGACCGCCCAAGUGUCAAUCUGGUUGUGGGAAGCCGACUCAAAGAUGGUACCAUGUACCCCGUUCGUGGUUAAAGCCAACCCAGAAUCUUUUGGUACUUUUCGAGGAAAUUGGAGGGGAUACAUCAGGAAUUUCUCUUGCGAAAAGAUCAGUUACUAGCGUUUGUGCUCAAGUAUCUGAGUAUCACCCUACUACAAAAACCUUUGAACUUCAGAGCAUUGGCAAACAUGAUGAGGUUCCCAGACCCAAGGUUCACCUUCAGUGCCCACGCGGACAAUCUAUCUCCACCAUUAAGUUUGCAAGUUUUGGUACCCCCGCAGGAACUUGUGGAAGUUACCAAAAAGGAAGUUGUCACUCUUCAAGCUCAUAUGACAUCUUAAAACAGCAAUGCAUAGGCAAGCGAAAAUGCACAGUAAUCGUAUCAAACAAUAACUUCAAGGGAGACCCAUGUCCAUAUGUCCUGAAAAGAGUUGCAGUGGAAGCUGUCUGUGGCCCUAAAAUUACUAAUAGGGGAUAAGAUACCAAGAAGAAGGGAGGGAUCCAAAAUACUAUCUCUGGGAUUUAAUUACCGUUAACUGUGGUAGUCCACCAACACAUCAGAGAAGAUGGAUAGGUAUUCCAUUUAAAGUAUCUGGGACGUUAGUAUCCAGUUUCAUACAAUGAGCAAAAUUGCUUCUGUAAUAUAGAGAGUCAGUAGCUAGAAGAGAGUGGAUAGGUAAAGGGUCAUAUAGUGGGUAUUGACUAAAGGAGAUGGCAGAAUUUGCUUUUCUUCAAUGUCUAGGAUAAUUCAUUAAGGAAACAUUUAUUCUUCUGAUUGUAUUGUGUUACAGGGGAAAUUUAAACCCCGAAAAAUCUGUUUUGGGAUAAGUUAUCUUUAGUGAAUUUAUUCAAUUCAUUCAUUUUGCACACUA
Messenger RNA from Papaver somniferum (opium poppy), 3258 nucleotides. RefSeq names its product beta-galactosidase 3-like. The record is from RefSeq and is a predicted model, not a curated record. Gene Ontology annotation, molecular function: beta-galactosidase activity; carbohydrate binding. NCBI's taxonomy places the organism in Eukaryota, Viridiplantae, Streptophyta, Magnoliopsida, Ranunculales, Papaveraceae. Bases 309 to 2864 code for a protein of 851 amino acids. Gene Ontology annotation, cellular component: cell wall; vacuole. The transcript has 19 exons. Gene Ontology annotation, biological process: carbohydrate metabolic process.